AUGCAGCGCUUCCCCGACGCAGACCCCUACGACGUCCUCGGCCUCGACCACUGCUGCUCCCCAGCACAGAUCAAGUCGGCCUACAAGAAGCAGGCCCUCAAAUCCCAUCCAGACCGUGCGCCGCCAGAACAAAAGGAGGCUGCGACCGCCCGCUUCAAGAUCAUUGCAGAGGCUUACGAGACCCUCUCUGACGAGCGCAAGCGCCGCGAAUACGACACCUUCAACCGGCGCGGCCGCAACGGCGCAGGCCCGUCCUUCACCUCGGCAGACUACGACGCGGCGCAGGACGAGUUCGCAUCCGCCGACCGACAGCACUUUGGCACCUCGCCCGACGGCAGCGCCUUUUCUUUCACCUGGGAGUCGGCCGCCGACUCGGCCAGGAGGGCGCAGAGGAGCCGCGCCGGCCGCCCCUUUGGACCGGACGGCUUCGACCCUUUUGAGCUGUUCAACAUGAUGUUUGAAAACGAGUUCGCCUCCGCCGCCGGUGGCCGUGGAUCGGCCUCGCAGAGAGGCGGCGGCGGCAGUAUGGGCGCCGGCUUCUCGCCCUUUGGUGCCGGGUUCAUGGCCGACGAUCCCUUUAUGGCCAACCACCGCAGGAUGGCCGACUUUGGCGGAUUCGGAUUCGGCGCGCCGCCCCGUGCGGCGAGAGGAGGUGGCGGCGACGAAUUCGGCUCGCCCUUCGGUGCCGGUCUCAUGAGCGGCAUGGCAGGUGCCGCCGGCGGUGGUGGCGGCUUUGGACUGGGCGGCAUGUUUUCCACCUUUAGCAGCAGCAGCAGCAGCAGCAGCAGCAGCAGCAGCUCGGCCGGUUUUGGCAGUGGUGGGUUGGCGGGUACGAGCGAGACGCGGAGCACACGCAUCGUCAACGGGCACGAGGAGACCUUCAUCCGCCGCGUCGAUGGCGCGGGCAACGAGACGGUACACUGCAUCACGCCGCGAGGCCAGUCGGUCCACGUCAACGGUAUCCCACAGCCACACCAUCCUCUGCUCGGCCGUACCGCCGCCUCGGCUGCACCGUCGCAAGUGUCGUCGUCGUCGCAGCCGUUGCCAGGUACUUUUGCGGCGCCCAUCGACGUUGAUGCGCUCGAGGAUCCACCGGGUCGUUGA
Pseudozyma flocculosa PF-1 is the source of this 1104-nucleotide messenger RNA. RefSeq lists its product as uncharacterized. NCBI's taxonomy places the organism in Eukaryota, Fungi, Basidiomycota, Ustilaginomycetes, Ustilaginales, Ustilaginaceae. The coding region runs from base 1 to 1104 and encodes 367 amino acids. The transcript has 3 exons. The record is from RefSeq and is a predicted model, not a curated record. Gene Ontology annotation, cellular component: cytoplasm; nucleus. Gene Ontology annotation, molecular function: protein folding chaperone; protein-folding chaperone binding.